GAAGCACUAUCACUGGAAAGAGCUGCAACGAACCCAAGUUAUAAACAACGUAUAACAGGUUGAAUGAAAAUUCGAUGGGUUUAAUGGAGUGGUACGAUGUGUCAAACCUCCGAUAACAUUUCUCUUAUGUAGGAUACAGAUCUCGGAUCAGCUUGGCAAAACUGGCCCAAUCAGCGUCUGGAGGCAACUUCACCCCACCGCACUUUCGGAAGCAGAGCGCUUAACUCCCGCAGUCGCGAUAAGUAUUGUAGUAUUUCUCUAAGCAGUUGGAGUUCAACGUUAUCUUUAAACAGACGAAGAAUUGUUGAAGAAUGACGUCGAAGUGCCCCAGAUGCACAAAGGAUGUGUUUUUUGCUGAGAAGGUGAGCUCGCUGGGGAAGAACUGGCACAGGUUCUGCCUGAAAUGUGAACGCUGUCACAAGACCCUGUCGGCUGGCAACCACGCUGAGCAUGAUGGACUGCCAUACUGUCACAAACCAUGCUAUGGAACUCUCUUUGGACCCAAAGGUGUGAACAUCGGAGGGGCAGGCGCCUACAUCUACGAAACUCCUCAACCCUCCUCCGACUGCCCUCCAGAGGGGUCACCGACGACACCAUGGACCACCAUGCAAGUUACCCGGAACCAGUACAAAGUUCCUCCCCCUCCAACAAGGAUGUUUGCCGGAGAGACCUCACUCUGUCCUGGCUGUGGAAAAAUUGUAUAUUUUGCAGAGAAGGUGAUGUCUUUGGGAAGAAACUGGCACCGACCUUGCCUGCGAUGUGAAAGGUGUAAGAAAACACUGACCUCUGGUGGACAUGCUGAGCAUGAAGGGAUACCCUACUGUCAUGUUCCUUGCUACGGCAUCUUGUAUGGACCAAAAGGCGUGAACAUUGGUAAUGUGGGUUGUUACAUCUAUGACAAGGAAGACCUGGAGCAAACAGAAAUACCCAGCCAGUCUUAAACACACAGAAGACAGGGGAAAAAAACUCCCCCAUUUGUUGGUUUUGUAUGAGGUCACUUCAGCGACUUCAGUGGCGCUGUGCGCAGUAGCCUGGUGACAAGGUUAGUGAAUUGAGUGACAAACCAAUGCUACAAUCCAAACGCUUGCUGUAUUAAAAUUAGGAAAUAUUUCUUGUUUCAUUUUUGUGGUUACAGAAAUUAUGUAAGACAAAAGGAAAUACGAAAUUUCGUAUUCUGUUUAGUUUUUUCUAGUUUCUUUACUUAUUGUUUGUAUAAGUUUUAAGAUAAUGUAAAUCACUUUUGAAACCUGCUAGCCACACUGACUUAUAUGUAUUUAACAACAGACUCAUUUAAUGUUAAAGAAUGCAUGCAUUUGCCAGUAGUUAUAUUGAGAAAGAAUGCAUAUUGAGUUAUGAUACAUUAUCAAAAAUAUUGUUUUUUUAAUUUUUUGUUUAUAUGAAACAGGAAGUGUUUCUCUAAAUAAAAUAAUCU
Molecule: messenger RNA, 1432 nt
Organism: Esox lucius (northern pike)
Lineage: Eukaryota; Metazoa; Chordata; Actinopteri; Esociformes; Esocidae
Gene: crip3
Product: cysteine-rich protein 3
Exons: 7
Coding region: 312-941 (209 amino acids)
Source: RefSeq, a predicted model, not a curated record